AUGGCAUUCCCAACGCAAGACCCGAUCGUGCUGAAGAUGGUACACCACUCACAAUCUCAUAUUGAUCUCAUUUUAUCUACCUUUGCGCUAUUGUCUGUUAAUCAAAAUCAGACGAAGGUGUUGGACAUGGGAGUUGGAAAUGAACCUAUCGAAGUUCCUCGAAAGUGUGCUGAUGUGCUUGAGAUCGUAGCUCAUCAGCUUAAGCUUUAUCGGGAUAUCGCCAGUGUACUGAUCAAGCUCCCAAAAGCUGCCCAUAUCGACGAGCAGAUCAUGUUCUAUCUAUCUCUCGCCACAUAUUUGGCUGACGUAAUCUAUGGAUUCAUCGGCGAGGUGAAGCAAGAUGGGCCGAAGGCUAAAUCAUCUAAGUGGCGCUCUGCGCAUCUUGAUUUUCAUAUUGCACUGGCAUUACAAAAUAGUGCAUUUACUCCGGAACAUCAGAAGAUUGCACUUAAGAAGAUGAAUCGUACAUGGGCUCAGUUUAGAGAGAAGAGAGUUUACAAGAAGAUCCUAGCGCUGACAUAUCAAGGGUUACACAAGUUAUUGUGCGCAGAUGGGGAAGACAUGUGUGGUGGUACCUUUGAACACAAGCUCUCGACGGAUGGUAUAAUAUCCGAAUUGCUGAAAAGCAUCCAGCAAGUUCCGCACGCACCAGAGACCGCUGACAACGCAGACACAGUUGUUCCAGUCAAGGGCUCCACUCCAGCAUCUGAGGUGCAAAUGAGUCAACGGCCUAGGGUACAAGCAACCGUUGAACCAGUUGCGUCUUCCAUGCAUAAGGAGCGUGCAUCUAAGUUGAAAUACGCGGACAAACAUGGAACUAGCAAGACAUCUGCGACGAUCGCUGUGACAGGUACGGUUCUGUCAGACAUGGACGCUGAGGGGGAGCAGAGCGAUAGCGCAUGCAUUGCAAAUGUAUUUGAAAUACAGGAAGAUGCGAAAAAGUCAACAAAGGGCCGUAAGGCAAACCGCAAGUCGCAGCCAGCGAAAGGAAAAGGGAAGGGGAAGAAGAAGGCAGCCAAACAACAAAUGCCCCCAAAGGACGAUAGCGAUGAUGAAUUAGGUGCUAGUGAGUCUAUAACACGAUCAGCUUCGCAGCCGGCGAAAGGCAACGGCAAGACGAACAAGAAGGCAUUUAAACAGACAUUGUCGCAAAACGAUGAUGGCGAUGAUGAAUUAGAUGCUAAUGAGUCAGAUGUUGCACAGUCAGCUUCGGAAAAAAGGACUAUUAAGCUCACGGGAUUAAAUCGGGUGCUGGCGGAAGACUCCGCUGACGAUGAAUGGCGCCCAUUGGCUCACAAUACUUCAGAUGCUGGAGAGUCAGCUAUGGCGAGUCAUUCCUUACUCUAUUAUCCACUGUCACAGACGUCUCUCCUAGCUACUGACGAUGAUGAAAAGUACCGGUCUGUUAGUAAUGAUUCUGACAUUCUCCGGAGGAAGAUGAGGACAGUUAACGAGGCUGACUUAGAUCCCAAUUCACUCCCACCUAUAUUAGGCGAUUGGCCCACAUGGAACAGGAUCGCAUUCGAGCGGGGAAACUCGCAAGUUUUUCUGAAGCUCGGCACCUGGAUGCUCCUGCGAUUUAGACAGCUCGCACUGCUUGACAUGGAUGGUGAUGUCGAUGGAGUUGUCAUUCCAGAAAACCCCCGUACAAUGGCGUUUGAUAGCGAAGAUCAAUUCCUUGAAGCACUAGGGAUGGAACGACUGUAUUCUGCGAUCGUCCACAUGGAAUCCCGCCCUCGCUUCCUCAGUCACCUCUUCCACUCUCUUGGGACGUUAGCUCAUACUUCUGACAUCGGGGAGAGUAACCCGAGAUUCUGGUCAAUUAGCUCUCCACCGCCCGUUAUUUCAAGCAUGAUGUCAGAUAUGGACAUUCCAUGGUUAUCUGUGAAAGGCGAAGACACAGAUGUCGCCGAUGAAUUUGACGGAAUGGUCAUAGGUGACGAUGAUCAGCAUCGUGACAUGGAACUAGAUCAGAGGCCUACAAAGCGUAAGCGAACAUCUUCCAUCGCAUCACCGCCAAAGAAGGAAGGUGGUCGAGGUCCUUCUAAACGUCCGAAGGAAAUACCUUCUCCCGUGCCUUCUGAAUCUCCCUUGCCUGAUACCAUCGACGAGAUGCUUGUAACGGAAACGGAGGUCGCUCAUAUGUCAACAUCAGCUAUUGCGUCCGGUAUCACACCUUCUGACACUCCUUUACACGAUUUGACAUCACUUCCAUCUGACGCAAACGAAGAUGACGUCACGAAAUCACAAUUCAACGAGGACAAUAUCACUUGUCCAGCACCGUCAAACGACCAAUCAUUAUUGUCGCAAGUGUCCGAUGUAAUCAUGGACAUUGACACCUCUAUCACGUCUAUUCCGACCGAGAUUCAGAUAUCUCACGGUGACGAGGCCUUGGUGGAUGUCGCUGAUGCUGGAUCAUCGUCCAUCACUCCCACACAAGUGAUCCUCCCAUCCCAGCCGACGAUGGACGAAGACUCAGAUCGCCCGGACUGUCGUAACAAUACACGCCACUCUGCUCUGAACCAUCGCUAUUCUUCCAGCAAAGACAUGUCUAACUCUGAUAAUUCGACCUUUGAAACCCUUGAUCUCACUACCGGAGUGUUAGGCAGCCAUGUCCCAGAGAAUAGUCCGACCAUCAAAUGGAAGGAUGGACAUGUGACCAUUCUUCCGGCGGUGUACAACGAGUCCAACGUAAAUGUUUGCGAGGCAGUCGAUAUACCAAUCAUCAGGUUUAUGGCAGAGUUCCCCAUUUCCAAACCUGGCUCCGAGGUUGUCAUCCACUUCCCACACGAUGCCCUUGCGCGCAAGGGUUUCUCUCAUGCUGUCGGCUUAGGACUCAGCCAAAACAAGCCAGUCGUUAUUAGAGGCGAUAGACGCCAGGAACGUUGCAAAGAUCUCUCAGAAGAUUACUUGCAUGAUACAUUCGCCAUCUCACCGCGUCGACCUGUGUGCAUUCAUGGUAAUGUCUUGAAUUCUUCUGCAGACAACCAUGUUACCCCUACAUCAUCCGGCACGAUACAAUCAUUCAUCCUAUCGAUGACUGAUGAGACAAAGAUCCAGUGUAUAUUGGAUCUAUCCCUUGCCCAAGCCGUCCUUCCGGAGCCACUGAGGUAA
This is a messenger RNA of Suillus plorans, 3114 nucleotides long. RefSeq lists its product as uncharacterized. Bases 1 to 3114 code for a protein of 1037 amino acids. NCBI's taxonomy places the organism in Eukaryota, Fungi, Basidiomycota, Agaricomycetes, Boletales, Suillaceae. The transcript has 15 exons. The record is from RefSeq and is a predicted model, not a curated record.